AUGGCCCAUGCGAGAGAGGAAUAUCUCUUUCAGUAUUCGAUCUAUGUCCUCGAGAGCAGCACUUCCCGCCGACUAACCUACUUCAUGCCUCCACUCAAUCUAUUCCCCCUGGUUGUGCUGCGGCCACUUCGGCUGGUCCUACCCUCAGAGGAAGUUCGUCGAAUUCGAAUCUUUGUCCUAAAAGCCACCCACAUCCCCUUCCUGGCACUGAUCUGGGCAUACGAGAACUCUCGGAACAUGAUUUCUCGCUCCCAUCCCACACUUUCCCGAGCCUCCCACUUCUCGACCAGGCCACUCAGCGCGGGCCGGCUGAGUCUUGAAGGGGCUCGAGAUUUUCUCAAGUCACCAACGACGCGGCGAGCGCUUAAUGAGACAUCUCCAACAGUCACACCUGAUAUGGCUGCGUCCACCACCAAAUCUGCCUUGCACACCGCCGAUAAUGCAGAAUUGAUUGCUUUGGUAAUGAAAUUGAGUGAACAAGUCGACGGGCUGACCGCCAUGGUCGCUGGGCAGAAGAAGGACUGA
This is a messenger RNA of Fonsecaea nubica, 525 nucleotides long. RefSeq lists its product as hypothetical. The record is from RefSeq and is a predicted model, not a curated record. The transcript has a single exon. The coding region runs from base 1 to 525 and encodes 174 amino acids. Lineage: Eukaryota; Fungi; Ascomycota; Eurotiomycetes; Chaetothyriales; Herpotrichiellaceae.